Molecule: messenger RNA, 603 nt
Organism: Juglans microcarpa x Juglans regia
Lineage: Eukaryota; Viridiplantae; Streptophyta; Magnoliopsida; Fagales; Juglandaceae
Exons: 2
Coding region: 1-603 (200 amino acids)
Source: RefSeq, a predicted model, not a curated record
AUGAGUAAUUCUGGAAGCCUUGGUUUUUCUUCCCUUCAAAAAAUAACAGCUGCUUUGAGGAUGUUUGCAUAUGGUGUCACGGCUGAUUUUAUGGAUGGAUAUUUGAAUAUUGGAGAGACUACGGCAUUAAGAAGCCUAAAAAUGUUUGUUAAAGCAGUUGUUUCAAUUUUUUCUGAAGAGUACUUAAGGAAACCCAACAAUGAUGACAUUGCUAGACUGCUCGCAGUUGGUGAAAAACGUGGAUUUUCAGGGCUUACUCCGACUGUUAAUUACACUAUUAAUUGUCAUAACUAUGCAAUGAGAUACUAUCUUGCUGAUGAAAUUUAUCCACAAUGGACAAUAUUUGUUAAGACCAUCUCAGCUCCCCAAGGAAACAAGAAAAAAUACUUUGCUGCAGCUCAAGAGUCUGCAAGGAAGGAUGUGGAGCUUGCUUUUGGUGUGCUUCAAGCACGAUUUGCUAUAAUUCGUGGACCUGCAAGGUUUUUUCACAUUGAAACGCUCAAUGAUAUUAUGAUUGCAUACGUAAUUUUACAUAAUAUAAUCAUUAAAGAUGAACAUGCUGACAACGAAGAAGAAGAGUUUGAAUAUGAACAGUUGGCAUAA